This is a messenger RNA of Saimiri boliviensis boliviensis (Bolivian squirrel monkey), 4515 nucleotides long. RefSeq names its product WD repeat domain 37 (gene WDR37). Gene Ontology annotation, molecular function: protein binding. NCBI's taxonomy places the organism in Eukaryota, Metazoa, Chordata, Mammalia, Primates, Cebidae. The record is from RefSeq and is a predicted model, not a curated record.
GCGCCGGAAGUGUGGAAGCGCGGGUCGGGGUCGUGGGGUCGCGUCAGUGUGGAGGCAGCCGGCGUCCUGCGCGUCGUGGGGUCGGUACGGGGGACUGCGUCCUAGGGAGUCACGGGCGGUGCGCGACCCGCGCUGGCUCCGGGGGUGGCGGGCACGGCGGCUGUGACAGCUUAUUGCAGGAGUGACCAGGACAAUACCUUCUAGAAGUGAUGCCCACAGAAAGCGCAAGCUGCUCGACUGCUCGCCAAGCAAAACAGAAGCGCAAAUCACAUAGCCUUUCUAUACGAAGAACUAACAGCUCGGAGCAGGAGAGGACGGGGCUGCCGAGAGACAUGUUAGAAGGACAAGAUUCUAAACUGCCUUCCUCCGUUCGCAGUACACUUCUGGAACUGUUUGGGCAAAUAGAAAGAGAAUUUGAAAACCUUUAUAUUGAAAACUUAGAAUUACGUAGAGAAAUCGACACUCUUAACGAACGUUUAGCUGCUGAAGGACAAGCGAUUGACGGAGCAGAGCUGAGCAAGGGCCAACUCAAAACAAAAGCCAGUCACAGCACCAGCCAGCUCUCCCAGAAACUGAAGACCACGUACAAGGCUUCCACCAGCAAGAUUGUCUCCAGCUUUAAGACCACGACGUCGCGGGCUGCCUGCCAGCUUGUGAAGGAGUACAUUGGUCACCGGGAUGGCAUUUGGGAUGUCAGUGUGGCCAGGACACAGCCAGUGGUGCUCGGGACUGCGUCAGCUGACCACACGGCUUUGCUGUGGAGCAUAGAAAUGGGGAAGUGCCUUGUCAAGUAUGCAGGCCACGUGGGCUCAGUAAAUUCUAUAAAAUUUCAUCCCUCAGAGCAGUUGGCUCUCACUGCUUCUGGAGAUCAGACUGCUCAUAUCUGGAGAUACGCGGUGCAGCUGCCGACACCCCAGCCUGUCGCUGACACUAGUCAGAUAUCUGGGGAAGAUGAAGUAGAGUGCUCCGACAAGGAUGAGCCCGACCUUGACGGGGACGUGUCCAGCGACUGCCCCACCAUCCGCGUCCCGCUGACAUCCCUCAAGAGCCACCAAGGCGUGGUCAUCGCCGCAGACUGGCUGGUCGGGGGGAAGCAGGCUGUGACUGCCUCAUGGGACCGGACGGCAAACCUGUAUGAUGUGGAGACGUCUGAGCUCGUUCAUUCUCUGACAGGGCAUGACCAGGAGCUGACGCACUGCUGCACACACCCCACCCAGCGGCUCGUGGUGACCUCCUCCCGUGACACGACUUUCCGCCUCUGGGAUUUCAGGGACCCCUCCAUCCACUCGGUGAAUGUUUUCCAGGGACACACGGACACUGUGACCUCUGCUGUGUUCACCGUGGGAGACAAUGUGGUUUCAGGCAGUGAUGACCGUACGGUGAAAGUCUGGGACUUGAAAAACAUGAGAUCCCCCAUUGCAACUAUUCGCACAGACUCUGCCAUUAACAGGAUCAACGUAUGUGUUGGCCAGAAAAUCAUAGCCCUCCCCCAUGACAACCGACAAGUGAGACUGUUUGAUAUGUCAGGAGUGCGCCUGGCACGACUUCCCCGGAGCAGCCGACAGGGCCACAGGAGAAUGGUGUGCUGCUCGGCGUGGAGCGAAGACCACCCUGUGUGCAAUCUGUUCACCUGUGGGUUUGACCGGCAAGCCAUUGGUUGGAACAUCAACAUCCCUGCAUUGCUGCAAGAAAAAUAAGGUCACCGGCAGUCCUUAGUGUCCCUGUUUGCCAGCACGGACCUUUGAUGGGUGCAGGCUCUUUUGCAUAUUAAUCAGCCAUUUUUGUAAGAGUCUGACCCUGGGAAGGGUGCUUUGUAUGUGUUCUUUUCACAUAGUGCCCAGCUUGCAUGAAGUGUACAGAGACACGUGUGGUCGUAUUUUUUACUUUUGUCUUGUGUAUGUGUAUUGGGUCCUUUAGGCCAUAGAGGCGAAGCUCACCGCCCAUGUAGCACACGAAAUGGUUGUGAGUUGUUGACGUUGGACAGGUGAACAGUAGGGCAUUACAUUUGUGUGAAUUAAAUGUGAACCUGUGCAUUAUGUGGCGGCGUUGGCAGUCCUGCGUCCCUUGGAGUAACUGUGCUUAUCUGCCUGUGCUGGCUGGUGACCAGCAGGAUCACUCCGGGAUUUGUGUUCAUCUCUGUGUGAGGUUCAGCACGUGCUGUUAUGUAGUCCGCUUCCACUGUCAUUUCUGUUACAGUUCUGCAAAGGUAACCUGGAGUUUAGAAGUUAAAAAGAAGCAUGGGAUGUUGGACUUGUGCCAUUUGGAGUUUCUUUAGGAAAGAAAAGGGUUCUGCUUUUUUUGUAGAAAAUCAUUUCAAUCUCUCAAGGUCUCAUGCUAGCAAAUUUUGAAAUAGGAUUCUUGUCACUGAUUUCAAGUAUUAAGCAAAAUGAAUGUAAAGCACUUUAGUUUAUAGCUGUGGUUAUAAACAGUUUUUAGAUGUUUCAAAUGACUUGUCCAUUGAAUGUGACUUGACCUUGAUCAGAGACCCUGCUGCCUGCACACAGAGCCCAGUGAAUUCUCCGCACCUCAGUCAUGUGCUUCCGAAUGGGCUCACUCCCAUGGUGGUGUUUGAGAGCCAACAACACUACCUCAGAGACGGGUCUCUGGGAAACUUUGGGUCUCACUGGUGCCUGACUGGAGCACUUUGGUUUAUAGCUGGAAUACUGAGUUCAGUUCAAAAGGCAAGAGAGACAGUCACACCGACGUGUCCUGAAGGUAUAGGCUCGCCACUUAGGCGCACAUGCUGAUGGCCGCAGCCACCAGGCACUGUGAUGGGACGCUUCAGCUCCGACAGGGGGACGCCUUUCAGUGCCAGUCCCGUUCCUGCUGAGGGAGCCUGGUGUUCUUGCCUUCUUGGGAAUUAUUGCUCACCUGGUAUCUGUAUGUUAGUGUUUCUUGUUGAGUUAUAGUUUUGAUAAAGAGGCUCUCAGUUCCUGCCUCUCGUAUUUUCAGUCCUUUGAAUACGUCCACCUGGAGGCUUACCACUUGGAGAGACACAGGAAGGUGAUCUUUACAGUUGUCGUGUGACACCCCAGGUCUUUGUGUCUUGCCCCGUUUAACGGUGAUGUGGGAGGGAACCCAUCUGAGGACUGGUAGAUGUAGGUGCAGUAGGACGUGGGACUUUCAGACCUGUCCUUCUGUGCAGCUCACCAAGGGUGAGAGGCACCUCCUUACUUGGGUCUUCAGGGGCUGGUCCUGCGAGCUUCAGAUCUAAAUCCUCCAGAAUGAUUCUGAAAUGACUGACAGCCUGAGGCCGAAGAAUAAUCGACAGUGACCUCAUUUGGAUCUGAUGUGGCUAAGGGACAAACAGCAAAUAUUUCAGUUAUUUUGAUGUUAAAGAUAAAAAAUGUGUUGUGUUUUUGUCUGACAUUGUUUCUUGACUGCACUGUUCAGAGAGUCCACUGUCCAGAGUCCUCCUGGGCCCUCCGGUUGAUGAGAAUCUCAGGUUUUGACUCCUACUGUCCUGAGUGAACUUGCCUCAUGUACAGCUGUGCUGUGUCUGGAUGUUGCUGGGCCCUGCUUUUUCUCAUGGCUGGAGGUCCGAUUGCUAGAGCCUCCUGCAGUGCACAUGCAAAGGCCUGAGCCCAGGGUGGCUUCCGGGGCCACUGCACAGUGCCGGCUUAGGUUCCUCGGAGUUUAAUUUGAAAGUCUGGGUAUCUUAGGAUGUUGGUUAGGAACAUUGAAAGAUGGCUGCAGAUAGCUAAAUCAAACUUAGGAACCAGAUUAAAACAUUUUUGAAGCUUUUAAAAAUCCAUAGUCAGAGUGGCCAUUGAGACCCAGGUAUGCUGGUGACCUUCACUGCCACACCUGCUCACCUUCUCCAGCAAACUGGAGGUACCUCAGAAAUGGCUCCUCCUGCACAUCCUCGGGACGCAGCCCUGUCAUGCCGAGGGAGAGCUCUCGGGAGUGGAGGCGCCGUGCUGUUUGCCGCUGUGUCAUCUUCUAACGUGAACUCAUCACUGCUACUGCAGUGUGUUAAUCAGGAGUCACAUACAAGAUGGGGAUGGUGUGUGUGUGUGCACACGCGCAUGGGCAUGUGCACAUGUGUGUGGCUAAGUUAAGUCAUGCUGUCAGCCACAUGUGAUGUCGUCUGAAACAGUAUUUGGAAAUGGGAACAGUUUUGUUCUUUAUGCUGAUGUGUCCAGAAUUUCAUUUAAUAAUAGAUGGAAAAUGUGUGGUUGCUAUAAAGUGUGUAUCAAUACAGAAUUUCAUAAGAGCCGUGUUGUCGGGCAAAGCAACUCUCUUUUUCAACCACUGCUCAUCAGUUUCUGUAGAGACAAAAAUUCUGUACAUAUUUUGGAAUCUGAAGAAUCCUAUGUAAAUCAUUUGUUACUUAAAUCUGUGAAAAACAUGUUUCUUUGGAGGAAAGUAUGCAUUUAUAAGUGUUCUGUGGAAUCAGUUUUUAUUGUAUCGAUAUAAUUGUCUCUAAGUGUUCAGUGUCUUCAUUGCAAUAUGAAAUUCAUUAAAAUGUCCGUGUUCCAUAAUUACUAUUAUAAAAGCUUUGUGUUAUUGGGA